Molecule: messenger RNA, 321 nt
Organism: Closterium sp. NIES-65
Lineage: Eukaryota; Viridiplantae; Streptophyta; Zygnematophyceae; Desmidiales; Closteriaceae
Source: the annotation of a GenBank genome assembly
AUGGGAGGUGUUGAUCCUAAAGAGCUGAGCGUUGGUGAUACUGGUGGUGCUGCCUUCUGCUGCCCAGGAGGAAGAGGCUCCACAUCAGAAACAGCAGCAACUGCCACUGGUGCUCCUGGUGCUGCUGGUGGCAGCACUGGUUGUGACACUAGCAGAGGCGAUGGUGGUGGUGGUGGUGGUGGUGGUGGUGGUGGUGGUGGUGGUGGUGGUGGUGGUGGUGGUGGUGGUGGUGGUGGUGGUGGUGGUGGUGGUGGUGGUGGUGGUGGUGGUGGUGGUGGUGGUCUAACUCUAGGCUUUGCCUUGAAAUUGAGCCUGCUUUGA